CCGGUCUGUCAGUGCGCGCAGAGUCCAGACCAGGACCAAGCCAGCACCAGGACUACAGCAGGCCCAGAGCCGGGAGUGCCGCUCCGUGGCCCUAAGCCUAACUCUCACAGCAUGGACACAGCUUCACAGCUCCACAGAUACACCGGGGAGAGCCGCAGAGAGUGACCGAGCACAGAGACCUGUCCCCGGGCACAAGCGCAGACAGUAGCCGCUCAGAGGUGCAUGUCCCCGGGUACUCUCGCACACAUGGCCGCGGAGGGGACCAUCCGCAGCCGGCUCCGGAGUCUGCUCAGGUCCAACUCCAUCAAGCUGAAGAAGCGUGCGCGACACCCGGAGCAGCUCGCGAGCAAGGUGACACUGGAAAAGGUUCUGGGCAUCACCGCUGCAGGAAACAGAGCUCUGUCCUGUGACCCGAAGACCGGCCUGCUCGCCUACCCCGCCGGGUGUGUGGUGGUGCUGCUAAAUCCUCGAAAGAACAAACAGCAACACAUCUUCAACUCGUCCAGAAAAGCCAUCACCACUUUGGCCUUUUCUCCAGACGGAAAAUAUGUGGUUACCGGAGAGAGUGGUCACAUGCCAGCAGUGCGCGUGUGGGAGGUCACAGAGCGUGCUCAGAUUGCAGAGCUGCAGGAGCAUAAAUAUGGCGUUGCCUGUGUCACCUUUUCUCCCAACGGGAAAUACAUUGUGAGCGUUGGAUACCAGCACGACAUGAUGGUCUGUGUGUGGAACUGGAAGAAAAACGUGGUUGUUGCGGCGAACAAAGUCUCAAGUAAAGUUUGUGCAGUGUCCUUCUCGGCCGACAGCUCGUACUUCGUCACCGCCGGAAACAGACACGUCAAGUUCUGGUACCUGGACCACAACAAGACCAACAAGGUAAAUGCCACAGUCCCUCUUUUGGGUCGCUCGGGUCUCCUCGGUGAGCUCAGGACAAACUGUUUCUCAGACGUUGCGUGUGGUCGCGGUAAACGCUCCGCCUCCACCUUCUGCAUCACCUCGUCCGGCUUACUCUGUGAGUUCAACGAGCGCCGCCUCCUCGACAAGUGGGUGGAGCUACGGACCUCUCAGGCCACAUGUCUCUGUGUCUCGGAAGAGCUGAUCUUCUGUGGAUGUUCUGAUGGAACCGUCCGAGCGUUCAGCCCCUUCAACCUGGAGUUCCUCUGCACGCUGCCAAGACCGCACGCCCUGGGGACAGACGUGUGUGCCAUGACUAAAGCCAGUCAGCUCUUCAGCUCGUCCUCUGAGUCGCGGUUCCCAGACACCUUGGCGGUGAGUUUUGAUCCGGUAAACGGCUGGUUAUCGUGCGUGUACAGCGACCACAGCGUGUACGUGUGGGACCUGCAGCAUGUGCAUGAGCGCCAGCCAGACGUGAACGCCCGCGACCCCCACGUGCAUGAGCGCGAUCCCAGGAGAGCAGGAAAACUCUACUCUGCACUGUACCACUCCUCCUGCGUCUGGAGCCUGGAGAUCUACCCGGACUCCGCCACCCCCCUCCUCCCCCCUGGGACGUUCCUCUCCUGCUCCUCAGACUCCACCAUCAGGAUCUGGAUCCUGGACCCAAGAGGCCCGAGCCAGAACAUCCUCAGCCACGACCUGCAAAAGAUCCUAUACGUGGACGAAAACCUCGCGCUCCUUUUGGACGUGGAGUCAUCUGUUGCCGCGGGAAACGGGGCAGGGCCAGAGACGGAGCAGAGAGCAGGGCUCCGGACGCUGAAGGUUCGCCCCGACGGUGUGCACCUGGCAUCAGGUGACAGACAGGGGGCGCUCAGAAUCCAUGACCUGCGCAGCAUGAAGGAAAUUCUCAACGUCCAGGCUCACGACUCCGAGAUCCUCUGCCUCGAGUUCUCCAAACCUGACACAGGUCUGCAGUUGCUUGCCUCGGCCAGCAGGGAUAGGCUGAUCCAUGUGUUGGACUCGGGGGAGGACUAUUCUCUGGUGCAAACGCUCGACGAACACUCCUCCUCUAUCACCGCUGUGAGGUUUACAGCCAAUGAGGGACGAAUGCGGAUGAUCAGCUGUGGAGCCGACAAAAGCGUGUACUUUAGGACAGCCCACAAGACAGAGGAGGGGCUACAGUUCAGUCGCACUCAUCACGUUGUGAGGAAAACGACUUUGUACGACAUGGACAUUGAACCAACGAAGAAAUACGCCGCCGUGGGCUGUCAGGACCGGAGUAUACGGAUCUUUAACAUCAGUAAUGGGAAACAGAAGCGGAUGUACCGAGGCUCUCAGGGAGAAGACGGCACACUCAUAAAGGUCCAGAUUGACCCAUCUGGACUCUACAUUGCCACAUCCUGUUCAGACAAGAACAUCAGCAUCUUCGACUUCUGCAGUGGAGAAUGUGUAGCUACUAUGUACGGACACUCAGAGAUUGUGACGAGUCUUAAGUUCAGUUCCGACUGUAGACACCUGCUGUCUGCAUCUGGAGACAGUUGUAUCUUCGUGUGGCGUCUGCCGCCUGAGCUCACCAUCAGAAUGAGACAGAGGCUGUCGGAGCUCCGCCCUCAGAUCUACAGCUCCCAGAAUGCACCAGCAUUCAAGGACAGUGGCAACGUCAUAGGUGGCCUGGAGCUCUCGUCCGACAGCGACCGCGACGAGGAUGAGGAGCCAAACACGCUCACAGAAAGUCCUCCUCGCACAGAAGUGUCCGAGCUGAAACUGAACACUCCAGACGACACAGAGCCCUGCUCACAGCCCCGCCCAGUCCGUAAACGCUGGACCAGACGAGAGCCUUCAGACCGAGUCCUGAUGGUCCAUUCCAUGUUUGAUCUGAGAGACCUGGACUCACUGCAGCCGGAGCUAGAGGAUCAGGUGAAGCCCCACCCUUCCAAGGAUAACGCCGCUUCCCAUAGCCAAUCAGAGCCAGAGCCGGGACUGAAGCGGAUCAGUCAGGCGCUGGGCAGUACCGUGAGCUUGCAGGUGGACCCCAGAACCAAUCACAGGCCGGACUUUAUCCUGCUAGCCAAUCAGAGCUCAGAGAGGGACCUGCCUGUGCUGUACCCCGACCAAUGGGACGACAGAGUCAGUCUGGCUGGAAAUGAAUUCCAGGUGCAGGAGGCAGGGGGCGCUCAGGACAAACCCUCCCCAGACAGUGGCGUCUCUGUGGGCUUCAGCUGCAGGUCCAGCCCUGAGAGGCCCUCAGCAGAAGACUUAGAGAGACUCAGUGCCGAUGGAAACUCGUCUGACCUGGAGGAGGAAGAGGAGCGGCCUGUGGCAGGAAGAGGCAGGACUACAGCAGGAAGGGAUAGGACUGAGCAUGUCCCUCAGACUCCGGACCAGGAAGCGUUUCUCAAGGAGCAUUUUGGGACUUUAGCGGAGCCCAAAGGCAGUCCGAGCAAAGCAUCCCACAGCUCCUCAGAGAGUCUCAGUAUUUCCUCCAGGUUCCUCUCUCACUCCUCUGCUCACAUACGUUCCUCCGUUCCUUUGGCAUCUCGCUCCGAUGGAAAGACUCCUCUGGUUUCUGAGGUCCACCCCCUGAGAGAGACCCUAGACCAGGAUUUAAACCAGGACCAGGAACUUAACCAAGACCAAAAACCAGGUUUGGACCCAGGACUAGACCAAAGACAGACAAAAGACCCUCACCAGGAGAAGCCUCAGACUCUUCCGGUCUCCGAGGUCCGACCCCUGAUGGACCAAAGACUGGGUCUAAACCCGGACCAGGGCCUAAACCAGGAUCAGACAAAAAUCCCAGGGUUGGCUCCAGUAGAGGAUGCAAUAGUGGAGACGACGCCCCUUAGAGCUGGUCUGUCUAAGAAGAAGCCUGUGGACUGUCGGAAGAGCCAAGGGUCCAGAGCCCAGUCCCAGAACCAGAACAUAGAUCUGCGGAAGGCCCAGUCUGUGACCAGCCUCCUGCCCGAGAGCGCUGACCCAGCCCCCCCUCCUUCCCCUUCCCCUGUGACCUCUGUGACCCCUGUGACCAUGGUGCGUCCUUCGACCCUGCCCUCGACCCCACGUCGUCCCCUGCUCGAUUCCUGCACGUUGCCACGGAAACACUGUCGCUCCUACAUGAGUCCCACCGCUAGUUCCAAGGCUAAAGUGACGCGCUCCGCUUCCAUCGGCGAUGGCCUCAACGAUCUUUCACCUCUGACCUCACUUCCUGUGGCGCAGGUCGCCACAGUGACAGCUGUGCCCGUACUGGUGGCACCUCCCCUCUCUGCGAGUGGGCGGAGCCUGCAGAGCCGCAUCCAAAACAAGCCUCUGCCGGACAAACCCAUACUUGCUGUGUUUACCCCCUCCUCCCCCCUCACCCGAACGCACCCUACGACCCCUGACCCCCUACUACCUAGAACGCACUCUACGUCCCCUAACUCUGACAUUAAAGCUCCAGUCUGGAACAUUCCCCCUCAGUCUGCUGAAUCAAACCACAGCUGUAACCUGGACACACACACACAGCCUGACCCGUCCCUCACUGUGUCUGCUGCUGCCUCCAAAGGCGACUCUCCUGACCCCAGGGCCCUGCCCAUGGCCCCGCCCCUUUCCUCUGACACGGCCUCUGCCCUGCGCCCUGACCCACAGACCCACAGACCCCACCUCAGCAGCUCUGACCUGAUGCAACAGAACAGCCAUGAGACAGGUGAGGAGGGCGAGCUGAGUAUGGAGGCGUGUGAAGCUCUGACCAAUGAGCUGCAGAGCUGUUUCAGCCGAGCUACUCACCUGUACAGGAAGCUGAGCGUAGCAUCGGCUGAAAGUCCCGCCCCUGAGCGCAGUCACAUGAUCUCUGUCCUAUCAGAGUGCUUCCAGGGCCUGAGGGUGGAGCUGGAGGGGCUUCCACUCGGCCUCAUGGGAGUAGAGGGCGGGGCCAACGCAGAGGGGGGGAGAACGGCAGCCAUUUUAGAAGAAUACUCUCUGCUGCUGGUCCAAGCAGUGACCCGAAGACUGCAGAGUCCUACACAUCCUGUACCGCCAAAUAUAUGAUGUACUAAUACUACUACUGCGACUAUUACUGCUACUACUACUACUAUACAGGAGGCUGCAGGAGUCCUACUCACUCCAUGCCAUCAAAUAUAUGAUGUACUAAUGUUACUACUUCAAGUACUGCGACUCUUACUAUUACUGCUACUACUAGUUGUACUACUAGUACAACUGUGAGUACUGUCACUAAACCUACUACUACUGCUAUUACUACUUCUACUACACUACUGCAAAUGCCUACUCAUCCUGUACCGCCAAAUAUGAUAUACGUUUACCAUUUCUGCGUGUACUGCGACUAUUACUACUACUGCUACUAUUACUGAGUACUGCAACCAUUAGCUACCACUACUGAUACUGCUAGUAAUACUAUUAUUAUACAGGAUGCUGCUUAUGCACCCCAUACCGCCAAACACAAAGAUACUUUUACUACAAGAACUACUGCUACUACUACACACAUCUACCACUAAAUACAAGUGAUAAAAUUGGUGCAGAACAAAAGUACUAAGGUUUACACACAAAAGUACCAGAGUACCAAAUACAUAAGAAAGGUACUACUUUCUACUACUACCAUUACUACUACUAGUACUGCUAGUGCCAUUGCUGCUGAAAAAGUGCUUGAGAGCCCUAUAAACACUAGUUCUAAACCAGGACUGAAAAAGGACUGAACCUACCUGAUCCAAAAGUGCUUCACAUUCACAGUAAAAUAAUUGCUGUCUCUGAGCUGCUUCUUCUUGCUCAGACUCAGAGCGGUGGACAUUUUGUCACUCCACUGGGAGUUUUGUGAACGGUGCUAAACUAAAUGUGUUAAUGACGAGCUAACAGACAAAAUAAGGAUAUGAACAAGAAUGAGGACAGCCGCACUUUAGCUCAACUUCAAACCAGCAAAACCGUCAUUUUAAUGUGGAGUACUGAACUACCUGCUGCGUCCCACUGUCUCUAAUGCACGUUUUGGACCUUUAUUUUUACAUUUGAACGUUUACAUUUUGAGCAGAGAUGACUUCUCUUCUCAAGUUGAUGCUUUGGACCUUUUUAAACUAUUUUCUCUUUGUGAAACUUGAAUUUUUCCUCAGACACAUUCCCCAAAGUGCACAGAGCCGAGGUCUUAAACUUAACAUAAACUUAACCCUCUUGUUUACAGUCCUGCGCUCUGAUUGGUCCACUCUAGAUGUCCCUACGGUCUGAUUGGUCCACUUUAGAUGCCCCUACGGUCUGAUUGGUCCACUCUAGAUGCCCCUGCGCUCUGAUUGGUUCACUCUAGACGCCCCUAUGGUUUGAUUGGUCCACUCUUGACGACCCUCUGCUCUGAUUGUUCCUUGUACAGAUUUAAAUACAUUUCUGUGUUCUGAUUGGUCCGUUCUGUGACUGACACUUUUCUGACGUAAAUAUUUCGAGAAUGAACUGAGCGUAUUUAUUAUUGGUCGAUUUGGGUCACAUGACAUUUGUUUUAUAAUGUUUUUAACUAAGAUGAAUUAAACACUUUUAGCGAGAUUUGGGUCAAACGGUUUCUAACUCGUAGGUCAAUGUUGGAACUAAUAAAAUGUUUUUAAAAUGAA
Messenger RNA from Periophthalmus magnuspinnatus, 6461 nucleotides. It is a transcript of the gene mapkbp1, whose product is annotated as mitogen-activated protein kinase binding protein 1. Bases 223 to 4911 code for a protein of 1562 amino acids. NCBI's taxonomy places the organism in Eukaryota, Metazoa, Chordata, Actinopteri, Gobiiformes, Gobiidae. The transcript has 29 exons. Gene Ontology annotation, molecular function: protein binding. The record is from RefSeq and is a predicted model, not a curated record.